Molecule: messenger RNA, 1803 nt
Organism: Alternaria atra
Lineage: Eukaryota; Fungi; Ascomycota; Dothideomycetes; Pleosporales; Pleosporaceae
Exons: 3
Coding region: 1-1803 (600 amino acids)
Molecular function (GO): aldehyde dehydrogenase (NAD+) activity
Source: RefSeq, a predicted model, not a curated record
AUGGACCGCAUUACCGCACGCGCUGACAACGACUUUGCUGUUGUCUUUUAUGGCACGCUCUGGGUAGCUGCGCUUUCUCUUAUCUGGCUUACUUGCCGUGCGGACCCCGAGGAGCCUGUCAAGUAUGUUGUUGAGACGCCUGAGCAAGCCAAGAAAGGAUGGAAGGGCCAGGUGCUCGAGAAGCCUCAAUUGAAGGUGUCAGCCUCAUCCUUGAUCCAAUGCUACGCCCCCGCGACCGGUCAAGCCCUCGGGCGCGUCAACCCCUCCACAGCUGAUGGUAUCGACCGCGCAAUUGCGAAAGCCAAAGCGGCGCAGGUGCAAUGGGCUCAGACAAACUUCCUCAAGCGUCGCAAGGUACUGCGCACUAUGCUCAAGUUCAUCCUCGAGAACCAAGAGGAGAUUGCGAGGGUGGCAUGUCUGGACUCGGGCAAGACCAUGGUGGACGCUGCCCUGGGCGAGAUACUGGUGACGGUAGAGAAGCUGAGAUGGACGAUAAAGCAUGGUGAGAAAAGUUUGAGGUCUGAGAGGAGAGAUACAAACUUCCUCAUGAUGUACAAGUGGAACGAGGUCGUAUACGAGCCGCUGGGUGUUGUUGCGGCUUGCGUGAGCUGGAACUACCCGUUCCACAACCUUAUAAGUCCCGUAAUCGCCUCCAUCUUCGCCGGUAACGCCAUUAUCGUCAAAGGCUCAGAGGCGACUGCCUGGUCCUCGUCAUACUUCGCCUCGAUCGCUACUCGUGCUCUCGAAGCAUGCGGCCACUCGCCCGACAUCGUACAGUCUGUCGUCUGCUGGCCAGACGUUGCCGACCACCUCACGUCACACCCGUCAAUAUCACACAUAACUUUCAUCGGAUCGCGACCGGUAGCGCACCACGUAUGCGCCUCAGCAGCAAAGGCAUUGACACCGGUUUGCGUGGAGCUGGGCGGCAAAGACCCGGCGAUAGUGUUGGAUGACCUAUCCAACAGCGACUUCAAGCGUGUAGCUAGUAUCCUUAUGCGUGGUACAUUCCAGUCUGCAGGUCAGAACUGCAUCGGCAUCGAGCGCGUCAUCGCCUUACCAAAAGUCUACGACCGCUUCAUUGAGUACCUCACACCCAAGAUCCGCGCACUGUGCCCCGGAUCCAUACUCGACAGCACCUCAGACACACCCAUCGACAUCGGCGCAUCAAUAUCUGAUGCAAGUUACUCCAAGCUCGAAGACCUCAUCCAAGAUGCCGUCAACAACGGUGCUCGCCUCCUCGCAGGUGGAAAACGCUACAACCACCCCGACUACCCCCAAGGCCACUACUUCACCCCUACCUUCAUUGCCGACGUCACCCCCACCAUCGCCAUCGCCCAAACUGAGCUAUUCGCCCCCGUCUUCCUCCUCAUGCGCGCCGAAUCCGUCUCAGACGCUAUCUCCAUCGCAAACAGCACCACCUACGCCCUCGGCUCCUCCGUCUUCGGUACCUCGACCCGCGACCUCGAACUUGUUGUUCGCUCCCUGCAAGCUGGUAUGGUUGCUGUCAACGACUUUGCCGUUUACUACAUGGUUCAGAUGCCGUUUGGUGGGACAAAGGGGAGUGGGUAUGGAAGGUUUGCAGGGAAAGAGGGGCUGAGGAGUCUCUGUAAUCAGAAGAGUGUUACGAGGGAUCGGUGGGCUUGGGCGGGUAUUAAGACGGGAAUUCCGCCGCCUAUGGAUAUUCCGCUCAAGGGAGUGGGGGCAGGAGAGAAGGCGUGGAAGAUGGCGGAGGGGAUUGUUUGGUUGGGGUAUGGGGAUUUGAGGGGGAAGGUUAGGGGGCUGAGAGGGGUGCUAGGUCUGUAA